Messenger RNA from Symbiodinium pilosum, 1725 nucleotides. The record is from the annotation of a GenBank genome assembly. NCBI's taxonomy places the organism in Eukaryota, Dinophyceae, Suessiales, Symbiodiniaceae.
AUGGCAGCCACUUUCUUGCCAGCUGACUCCGCGCCGAAAGGCAGCAACAACGGGUACGCUAUGCAGUACGGAAUGUACAACAACAAUGAUGACGUGUAUGGCCAACCACCAUACCUGAACAACAACGGCUUUCAUGCUGCAAAUAACUUUGCCGACAACUCUUUUGCAUACCAGGACGCCGUGAAGGCAUACACCAACAACAACGGUGGCAUGGCGGGCUAUCCCCAAAACGGAUUUGGAGGAGGGUUCCAGAACGAGGCGCAAAUGCCAGGCUACAAUGGGUUUGGCUGGCGCCAAGAGUACUCCCAGGGAGCAGGGCCCGAAUACGAGGCCCAGGAGCUUUGGUCCGCGGAGGCAGACGAAGAGUUUGCACAAGUCCAUGUCUUCGGGCCUCAGGGUGAGCAGGUGCCCGGAGCUGUAACAACCUUUCAGCAGGCACAGGGCAUGUUUCCAGACAUCCUCGUGCACAAGCUGAUAGAAGCAGGCUUCACCGCACCAACGCCCAUCCAAGCACACACCUGGGCCAUUGGGGUAGCUGGCCGCGAUCUUAUUGGCAUUGCCAAAACGGGCAGUGGCAAGACUCUUGCAUUCCUCAUGCCGGGAUUUCUGAAGAUCACCCAGACCCGCUCCAGGCUGCCGCAACUUUGUGUUCUCGCUCCCACGCGGGAGCUGGCAUGCCAGAUCGAGUCUGAAGCCGACCGCUUUGGCCGAGCUGCGGGGAUCCGGACGGCCUGCUGCUACGGAGGAGCACCUCGUGGCCAGCAGCUGGGCGCCUUGCGCCGCGGAGCGCAGGUCAUCGUUGCAUGCCCUGGAAGACUGAACGACUUCCUGUCCAGCGGUGCAGUAAGCCUGGCAAACGUUUCCUACUUGGUCUUGGACGAGGCAGACAGAAUGCUUGACAUGGGAUUCGAGCCACAGAUCAGACAGGUCAUCCAGCAGAUCCCAGAAGAGCGGCAGACGCUGCUGUUCACCGCGACCUGGCCGCGUGAAGUUCGAUCGUUGGCGAGCGAGUUUCUCAAGCGCCCAUACCAUGUUCAAACAGGAGCAGUCCACGAAAUGACAGUGAACAAAGAUAUUGAGCAGCGCGUCGUCUUCUGCUCUGAUGAGGAGGACAAGGCCCAGCAGCUCCUUCAGAUCCUGCACUCACUUGGCCGCGGAGACCGUUGCCUGAUCUUUUGCGAGAUGAAGCGCUCCUGUGAAAUCCUGGCCAACGAUCUUAUGCAGUACCAUGGGGUGCCCGCCGUGCGCAUCCAUGGCGACAUGGCUCAGUACGAGCGGACUGGCGCUUUGGAGGCCUUCAAGAGUGGCCAAAGUCCAAUCCUCUGUGCCACGGAUGUUGCCGCACGGGGCCUGGACAUCAAGGGGGUGACCUGUGUCAUCAACUACGACUCUGCAAGCUCUGCAAAGGAUUACGUCCACCGAAUUGGAAGGACGGGCCGUGCUGGUCAGAAAGGGUUGGCUUACUCCCUCCUCUUGCUCCACAAGGAGGACAAGAAAGCCUUUGAAAUUGCCUCUGUCCUUGUUCGCAGCGGUGCUGUCAUCCCUCCCGAGCUGGAAAAAUACGCCACCCAACAGAGUUCGGGUGGCAAAGGCAGGGGAGGCAAGGGCAAAGGCAAAGGAAAGGGCAAAGGCAAGGACGGCAAAGGUGGCUCCAAGGGCAAGGGUGCUGGCAGAGGAAAGGGCAAGGCUGGCGGAGCCAAAGGCAAACCGCCCAGCCAGUUUUGA